AUGUCAUAUGGUAAGCAUCAUCUACGACCUACCAUCAAUCGCGAUAAUUCUGGAUGCAUUCUGCACAUCUACAACUAUAACAAGCCUCAGGUUAAGUUCCCCAGAGAAUCAGUCAGACUCAGACCCGUACUGAACUACCGAACUAUGAUAGUUCCCGAAUUACCGUCGGCUCUACACAAAGCCGUGCAUCUCGCUCAGAGCUUCAGUCGGUGUCGCGUGAUACGUGAUAUUUGGAAGUCCAAUCAGUAUCGAACGUUCAGCAGAAGGCCGGAGCAGAUGAUUGACAACAACGGCAUCAAAAAGCCACGGCCAAAGACAGUCCCGAUUCCAAAGAUCACGCUUUUAUCACCAGACAACUUGACCACUGUAACCAUACUGGAAGUGGCCCAGCGUCUGGCCAAACGGCGCAAUCUUACCCUCAUUAAGGUCAGUGAUCUUGAGAGCAAGACUCAGCGACCGCUCUAUAAGUUGGUGGACAAUACCGGCAUCCUCGAACACUUCGAGAAGACCGAGGAGUCUAAGACGGAUACCAAGAAUGACCACAAUGACGCGCAAAAGUCAAGCAAGGGCAUUAAAAUAUUUUACAUAUCUGCGAAGAUCACUGAUCAUGACCUACAGACGAAGACGAAGAACAUGGUGAAAUUGUUGAACAAGGAGCACAAAGUCAAAAUCGCCAUUACUUUGAACGAUUCCGACGGGGGUAAGGUGCGAAGAGUCAUAGAGGAUGCUGUAAAAAAUAAUGGCAGUAUCCAGCAAAUGCCAUCAAAGAAGAAUGUAAUCUUACUCUUAAUAAGUCCUUUACAUAAGAAUGAAGAUGUUUCUGUAAAUAAUAAAAAUGAGACUGAUAAUUCCAGUAUAGUUAAUAAUGAAAAAGGUACGUGA
This is a messenger RNA of Cyphomyrmex costatus, 882 nucleotides long. RefSeq names its product mitochondrial translation initiation factor 3. The transcript is spliced from 4 exons. The record is from RefSeq and is a predicted model, not a curated record. Gene Ontology annotation, cellular component: mitochondrion. Gene Ontology annotation, biological process: ribosome disassembly; mitochondrial translational initiation. Gene Ontology annotation, molecular function: ribosome binding; translation initiation factor activity. The coding region runs from base 1 to 882 and encodes 293 amino acids. Lineage: Eukaryota; Metazoa; Arthropoda; Insecta; Hymenoptera; Formicidae.